CAUCAACUAGGGUUUAAGCCUCUCAGCACUACGAGCAAGAGGAGUCAGUAGCCGCAGCUCAGAGGAGAAAAAUGUCUCACAGGAAGUUUGAGCACCCAAGGCAUGGUUCCCUUGGAUUUCUUCCAAGGAAGCGAGCUGCUCGCCACAGAGGAAAAGUGAAGGCUUUUCCCAAGGAUGAUCCAAGCAAGCCUUGCAGGCUCACUGCCUUCCUUGGAUACAAGGCUGGUAUGACCCAUAUUGUCAGGGAUGUCGAGAAGCCUGGAUCUAAGCUUCAUAAGAAGGAAGCUUGUGAGGCUGUGACCAUCGUUGAAACUCCUCCAAUGGUGGUUGUUGGAGUUGUGGGAUAUGUGAAGACACCACGUGGUCUCCGCUCUUUGAACACUGUAUGGGCUCAGCAUCUGAGUGAGGAAUUGAGAAGAAGGUUCUACAAAAACUGGUGCAAGUCCAAGAAGAAGGCCUUCACAAAGUACUCAAAGCAAUAUGAGUCAGAAGAGGGAAAGAAGAGCAUCCAAGCACAGCUGGAGAAGAUCAAGAAAUAUGCAACUGUUGUCCGAGUUUUGGCUCACACUCAGAUUAGGAAGAUGAAGGGUCUGAAACAGAAGAAAGCUCACCUGAUGGAGAUCCAGGUCAAUGGUGGAACUAUUGCUCAGAAGGUUGACUAUGCAUAUGGUUUCUUUGAAAAGCAAAUCCCCAUUGAUGCUGUUUUCCAGAAGGAUGAAAUGAUUGACAUCAUUGGUGUCACCAAGGGUAAGGGUUACGAAGGUGUCGUAACUCGUUGGGGUGUCACCCGCCUUCCUCGCAAGACCCACAGGGGUCUGCGUAAGGUGGCUUGUAUUGGUGCCUGGCAUCCUGCUAGGGUCUCAUUCACAGUUGCCCGAGCUGGUCAGAAUGGAUACCACCACCGUACUGAAAUGAACAAGAAAAUCUACAAGCUUGGCAAGACUGGGCAGGAGUCCCAUGCUGCUAUUACUGAAUAUGACAGGACUGAGAAGGACAUCACUCCAAUGGGUGGUUUCCCUCACUAUGGUGUAGUAAAGGAUGAUUAUAUUAUGAUCAAGGGAUGCUGUGUUGGACCUAAGAAGAGGGUGGUUACACUUCGCCAAUCGUUGCUCGCACAGACAUCUCGUUUGGCUCUUGAAGAAAUCAAACUCAAGUUUGUUGACACCUCCUCCAAGUUUGGUCAUGGUCGUUUCCAGACAACACAGGAGAAACAGAAGUUCUAUGGACGCAUGAAGGCAUGAUCAUACAAAGAAGUCCAGAAUUUUGGGUCGUCAUAGUAAGUUAGGUGUUUUUAAGUUGUUUUGCAAUUGACAUUGUCUCUUAAAGACGAGUUUCUGAGUCUUGCUUUAUUUAGUCUGUUUUUUUCAAGAGAUGAGAAGGAUUUGGAACAAUCGUGGUCAUGUUUUGUUUCAAUGGAGAUUUUUAAAUUUUAAAUUUACUAAAUUAUUCUAUUA
Pistacia vera is the source of this 1454-nucleotide messenger RNA. RefSeq names its product 60S ribosomal protein L3. Gene Ontology annotation, molecular function: structural constituent of ribosome; RNA binding. Bases 72 to 1241 code for a protein of 389 amino acids. Gene Ontology annotation, biological process: translation; ribosomal large subunit assembly. NCBI's taxonomy places the organism in Eukaryota, Viridiplantae, Streptophyta, Magnoliopsida, Sapindales, Anacardiaceae. The transcript is spliced from 6 exons. The record is from RefSeq and is a predicted model, not a curated record. Gene Ontology annotation, cellular component: ribosome; cytosolic large ribosomal subunit.